UGGGAGAUUCCAUGUGAUUAUCGUUCACAUAUUUAUCAAUUUGAGUGUGUCAGACGUGUCAGAAUAAUAACAAAUCUCCAUAGUUCGCGUUCUAGCUUACAAAAAUUUUCAAUAUGGAGUGGUUCGGGUGGUUAAUUUUCGCUUUUGAAAUGUGUGGAAAGUUCUUUGAUUUCCUAAACCGACAGGGAUUCAACUCAUUGUGCUUGCCUCCUCCACCAAAAAUAUCUUGCGAAACAUUUUGUGUAUAUUUUGACAGAUACAAAAUUUCAAUGUUAAUACUUUUCGCAAUCUUCGCAAUAGUAUUUGUAUUCCUGAUAUUACUAUGGAUAUCACAUAAAAAACGAAUGAAUUUUGAAAUCUGUUAUUGGGAUUCAGAAAUUAAAAAACUUCAGCUCAUUUUACAUGAUUUAAGAAGGCUCAAAGACGAAGCUGAGGAAGAAACGAUGCUGAGAGAUUCAAAAAUUAAUCAACUUCAACUUAAUUUACAGAAUUUGAGGAGACAUUACAGAAGGCUCAAAGACGAAACUGAGGAAGAAACGAUGCUGAGAGAUUCAAAAAUUAAUCAACUUCAACUUAAUUUACAGAAUUUGAGGCAACUUAACAGCAAAUUGAAAGACGAUGCAGAGAGAGAGAAAAGACCAAAAAAUAUUGAAAUUGCUAGUGAUAUCGAUUCGUGCAAUUCCAUAAUUGAUCGCCUAAAAAGUUUUGACACAGAAUAUAGAGCCUUGGGUUUCGACUGCGAAUGGAUUGCUUCUGGACAACGACGAUCACGAGUAGCUUUGAUACAAUUAGCUACAGCCAGUGGGAUCUGUGGCCUCUUUAGAAUAAAUAAAAUCGGACAUGUUCCUGACACAUUGAAAGAUGUUCUAAAAGACAAGACAAUAAGGAAAGUUGGUGUCAAUUCUGCUCUCGACGCUCGAUAUCUCAGGAUGGACUAUAAUGUUGAAAUGUCAAGUGUAUUAGAUCUUAGGAGCAUAGCUCCUGAAUGGUGUUUCGACAUGGGACUAGAGAGAAUGGCUAAGAAAUUUCUAAAUAUUGAGUUAGACAAGAAGUCAGGUAUAUCGUACUCAAACUGGGAAAAUUCCGAACUUACUAACGAACAGAUUGACUAUGCCGCCAAGGAUGCCAUUGUGGGAAUUAAACUUUACAAUUAUUUCAAUAAACAUUGUGAUCAAAUGACUCAAACUGCCGAGGAUUGCUACGCAUGCAUGCUCGAAAAUUUGAAUACUAACACGGAGACUACACAGGGACUAAGGCGAAGGCGUCGUCGCAAGAAGAAAAAGACAGCAGCAGUUGUAUAAAAAUUACAUAAUCUCUUCCUAGCUCCUAGAGUGGAUCACUACUACGCACAAACCCAGAUCCUUCAACACUACCUCACCACCGAGAAUGAUUGUUCUUUUUGAGGAUCAUAGGGGUUCGGGAGCCAUGGAGGACUCUACUGGUGUCCUUGUAUAUGAAUAAAGCUUUUUUUAAGAGAUA
Molecule: messenger RNA, 1479 nt
Organism: Phlebotomus papatasi
Lineage: Eukaryota; Metazoa; Arthropoda; Insecta; Diptera; Psychodidae
Product: exonuclease 3'-5' domain-containing protein 2-like
Exons: 5
Coding region: 114-1301 (395 amino acids)
Biological process (GO): nucleobase-containing compound metabolic process
Cellular component (GO): nucleus; cytoplasm
Molecular function (GO): 3'-5' exonuclease activity; nucleic acid binding
Source: RefSeq, a predicted model, not a curated record